Molecule: messenger RNA, 2360 nt
Organism: Hibiscus syriacus
Lineage: Eukaryota; Viridiplantae; Streptophyta; Magnoliopsida; Malvales; Malvaceae
Product: U-box domain-containing protein 14-like
Exons: 4
Coding region: 164-2053 (629 amino acids)
Biological process (GO): cell surface receptor signaling pathway; protein ubiquitination
Cellular component (GO): cytoplasm; nucleus
Molecular function (GO): ubiquitin-protein transferase activity; protein binding
Source: RefSeq, a predicted model, not a curated record
CUAGCUUAAAUUUCCCAGCUUCCCUUUCAAAAAUCCCAAAAUUACCCAUUCCGUUUAACUGAAUUCCCUAAUCUGGGUACCUAUUAUUUUGCACAAAAGACCAAAACUCUUUAAUUUUAGAAUUUUUUGGAAUUCUUUUUGUUGUUGUUGUUGUUGUGUUUGAAUGAUCAUGGGACUCACAGGUGAUUCCAAGGGGCAAUUGCUGAGUCAAGUAGCCGAGUUAGUGAAGGAGAUAUCUGGUUUACCAGAAUCCAGAAACUCGUGUAAAAAAAUGCAUGGGAAUUUGGUUCGUAGAAUCAAGUUGUUGAGCCCUUUGUUUGAAGAGUUGAGAGACGGAAAUGAGGAGUCGAUGAUUAAAAUUGAAGAGAUCAAAGGGUUUGAGCUACUUAAGGCUGCUUUGGAUUCUACUAAAGAGCUUCUUCAAUCUAUUAAUGGAGGAAGCAAGUUGUAUCGGGCCCUUCAAAUGGACCAGAUAGCAUAUAAGUUCCAAGAAAUAACGGAAGCCAUUGAAGCGGCUUUGAAUGAGAUUCCUUACAAUAAUCUCGAUAUAUCGGAGGAAGUCCAGGAGCAGAUUGAACUUGUUCAUACACAAUUCAGACGAGCAAAAGCGAGACCGGACUCACCUGAUUUGCAACUAGAACAUGAUUUAGCAGUAGCGCAGAAAGAAAAAGAUCCAGACCCUGCAGUUCUCAAAAGACUUUCAGAUAAGUUUCAUCUAAGGACAAUCAAUGAUCUAACGAAAGAGUCAGUCGCUUUCCACGAGCUGGUUAUUGCAAGUGGUGGAGAUCCGGGUAAGCGCUUCGAGGAGAUGGCAUCGUUGCUCAAGAAGCUUAAAGAUUAUGUUCUGACUGAAAACCCUGAAGCUGACACCUCCGAGGGUGAAAAAGGCUUGAUGAAACACAGGUCACCAGUUAUCCCGGAUGAUUUCCGGUGCCCGAUAUCUUUGGAGUUGAUGAAAGACCCUGUAAUUGUCUCCACUGGACAGACAUAUGAAAGAUCUUGUAUUCAGAAAUGGUUAGAUGCGGGGCACAAGACGUGUCCGAAAACACAGCAGACACUAUCGCACACUGCCCUUACGCCAAACUAUGUUUUAAAAAGUCUCAUAGCUUUGUGGUGCGAGAGCAACGGCAUAGAGCUUCCUAAGAACCAAGGAACGUGUAGAAGCAGUGCCUCAGACUGCGACCGUACUGCCAUCGUUGCUUUAUUGGAAAAACUGGCAAAUGGAAAUUCAGAACAACAAAGAGCAGCCGCCGGCGAACUCAGGUUAUUGGCAAAAAGAAAUGCAGAUAAUAGGGUGUGUAUCGCUGAGGCAGGAUCCAUACCGCUUCUUGUUGAAUUAUUGUCCUCCACAGAUCCUCGAACUCAGGAGCAUGCCGUGACGGCUCUUCUCAACCUUUCCAUUAAUGACAGCAACAAGGGUGGCAUCGUUAAUGCAGGAGCUAUACCCGAUAUAGUUGAUGUCUUAAAAAAUGGCAGCAUGGAGGCUAGAGAAAAUGCUGCCGCUACCCUUUUCAGUUUAUCUGUUAUAGAUGAGUACAAGGUAGCUAUCGGUGCCGCCGGUGCUAUUCCCGCCCUUAUAAAGCUUCUUUGUGAAGGGUCUCCGAGAGGAAAGAAAGAUGCUGCAACUGCCAUUUUCAAUCUCUCGAUCUUUCAGGGAAACAAGGUUAGGGCUGUUAGAGCUGGUAUCGUGCCGCCAUUGAUGAGACUACUGAAGGAUGCUGGAGGUGGGAUGGUGGAUGAAGCAUUGGCAAUUCUCGCCAUUCUUGCGAGCCAUCAAGAAGGGAAGGUCGCCAUCGGUCAGGCUGACCCUAUUCCCGUUUUACUGGAAGUCAUACGGACCGGUUCUCCACGUAACCGAGAGAAUGCCGCUGCCAUACUGUGGUCACUUUGCACCGGUAAUAUAGAGCAAUUAAAAACAGCCAAGGAACUCAGUGCUGAGGAGGCACUAAAGGACUUGUCGGAAAGUGGUACCGACAGAGCAAAGAGAAAAGCCGGAAGCAUCUUGGAACUUUUCCAACGACUUGAAGUGAAGGAAGACCCGGUUUCUUUGUGAAAUCCAUGCUAUAUAAUUUUUUGUUCAAACAGCUCGUACAUGGACAGAUGGAACUCGUUUUACCGGAGAUUUAACCAGCAGAAUAUUCGAAAGAGCAGCGAAAUUUGAACUCGUAGCUGCCUUGCUCAUCUGCAACUCUCCACAUAUUUAAACAAAAAGGCCGUUGCCAGCUGCUGAUUAUAUAAUUAUGGGGUUUGAUGAAGUUUAGGGUUUGUGGUAUAUAUAAAAUUACAUUUAGCAUGAAGGAUGGCCAGCGUUUAUUGUAAGAUGAUGAUUUGUUGUUAGAGAAACAGCUAUAUACUUGGGA